CAUUUAAAUUCGAAUCAUACAAUUAUAUCAAAUAUCAACUGUAUUUUACAUUUUUUAUGUUGUUAUAACAGGUAUAACUGCAAAAUAUAUCUUUACGGAUAGAUUCCUAGGACAUAAUCAUAUCAGAUUAAAACAAGUGUAAAUAUGUGUUAAACAGUUUGUGUUAGAUAAGUAAAUUAACCUAUUUCUUAAAAAAAAUGAGUUUAGAAGAAUCUUUUACAUUAUUAAGCAGCAUGUCACCAAAGUUAUUGACAAGUAAAAGAAUCAGGAAAAAUGUGCCGAAAAUUUUAUCUUUAAAGAAGCCAAUUCAAAAAUCUUCCAUGUUAUACAAAACUGAGUGUAAAAAAAACGAGAGUAUUAUACUUGUAGAAGAAAGUUCUUCAGAGACUGUGUCUACUCUGUCUAGCACUUCAAUUGAUAAAAAAAGCGACAUUAACAAUUCCACUAUUAUUAUAUCUGAUUCAGAAAAUUCAGUUGUAACUAUUGAAGAUUCGUUUUCUAUACUGGAAAUUAACACACAGAAAUGCAGUUUGUCAGACACAAAGUUUGAAAAAGUCGCUGAAUGGGUAUCAAAAGUAAAUAGUGAAUUAAAAGAUGUUGAUUAUUACAACAGUACCUCUAAACUAGAACAAUCUCUGGGAAAUGUCCGUAAUCAAUUAACUCAGAAUUCUGUAGAUAAUUAUAAAGAAAUGAAUGCUAGAGAAGAGUGUGUUUCGAAAACACCAGAUAAAAAUGUAAAAGAAAAUAACUGCAUCAAAGAUAAACCUGUCCAGUUGAAUGAUACAAGUGUUUCUCUGUCAUUAAGAAUUUCAAUAAAUGAUAGUAAUAAUUCAGCUGAAGUUGUCCCUAAAAAAGGUAGUAACACUUUUAAAAAGCCAAAAAAUGGAAUUAGUGAUAGAAAUGAAGGAUCAGAAAAAUCUGUUGAGGAUGUAUUGGACGAUAUUUAUGGCGAUUGCUGGCGAGAAAAUAAAGAUGUUAUAUUACAACAAAGUGAAAGAAAGCAGGAGAAAAAUUACAUUCCAAAUAACUUAAAAAAAGUCGCCCUAACUGACAUAAAAGGCAGAACAAGAACUCCCACCUACAAACAUAAGAAAGCGCCGUGGAUUGAUUUACUAAAACAAGUUUGUGAUCCAGAUACUAGUACUUCUGAUGAAGAUGAUAAUUGCAAAUAUUCUGACAUUCGUACAAAGCUCGAUUUUGAAGAAAGAGAAAAUAUUUCACCUUUAUUUGCAAAAAGUAGUACAACUAAUUUCAAUUUAAAUAAAGAAAAUAUUGAUUCCCCAAAAGAGAAUCUUUUUGGUGACGUUGGUGAAGACUUUUUAAGUUUAAAAGAUAGGCUAUUGAGAAAAUUGAAGGAUAAUGGCAAUUGUAAUGAAUUAGACAAAAAUAACUGUAGACUGAUUGAAAACAAUCUGCUUGAUGAUAUUCAUUUUGACAAGGAAAAUGUAGAUGUUAUGAAUAAUAAAAAAGGUAUUAGAAAAAAACCGAUAAAAAGAAACACUGCUAAGCCUGAAGAUAAAAAGAAGAAGAAUAGCAAUAGAAGAGAAAAAGUUGAUAAAAUAAUAGACUCUGACUUCGACGAUGAUAAUGAUGUACAAAAAUAUAAUAAAAACAAUAAAAAGUACUUUGAAGAAAGUUUAAGACAGGCAUCGUUUUUAUCGUCUUUAUCAGGUUCUUUACCUAAACACUGUUGCGACCCUUCGGCCUUAAUAUUCCGGAACAAUUUUAAAACGCUCAAAGAUGAGCUCGCAAAAAAGUUAUUCUCAAUGUACAAUGAAAAAGUGUUUGAUAGUCAGAUUCCAUCUGAUACAUUAAUUCAAUGGAAUGAUAGAAUGAGAGGGUCCGCUGGGUUUUGUUAUUGUGUAAAAACAACUUCUUCUCAGGGCCGGAUUACUAGAAAAGUACGAAUAGCUUUGGCUACAAAAAUUCUGGACUCGGCCGAUAGGCUCCGAGAUACACUGAUUCACGAGAUGUGUCAUGCUGCCAGUUGGAUCAUCGAUAGCUUGUCAGAUGGACAUGGACCCGUGUGGCAAAAGUGGGCUCAAAAGGCAGGGUCAGUAUUCCCAGAAUUGCCUCCUAUAAGAAGAUGCCACAACUACAAAGUAAAUACAAAAUAUACUUACAGGUGCACUGGAUGUGGCUAUAGCAUUGGUCGACAUAGUAAAUCACUGGAUAUUGAACGCAAGAGAUGUGGUUAUUGUUAUGGCGUUUUUGAAAUUUUAAUUAAUAAGAUAAAUAAGUCUGGGGAAGUACAAAGUGUUCCGGCAACUCCAAAGAAGGAACCAAACCCUUUUGCUUUGUUUGUAAAAAAUAAUUACGCGGCGUAUAAAACGCCUCAGUUGAAACAUGGCGAUGUAAUGAAACUUUUAGGACAAAAGUUUUCAGAAAUGAAAGUGAAAAGUACUGACUAAAUAAUUACGUAAUUUUUAUUAAAAGACUGAAUAUGGAUAAUUUUUAGACUCAAUAAUUAUUA
This is a messenger RNA of Agrilus planipennis (emerald ash borer), 2473 nucleotides long. RefSeq lists its product as uncharacterized. NCBI's taxonomy places the organism in Eukaryota, Metazoa, Arthropoda, Insecta, Coleoptera, Buprestidae. The coding region runs from base 198 to 2411 and encodes 737 amino acids. The record is from RefSeq and is a predicted model, not a curated record. Gene Ontology annotation, cellular component: nucleus. The transcript has 7 exons.